Diachasma alloeum is the source of this 1010-nucleotide messenger RNA. Its product is annotated as protein FAM136A. NCBI's taxonomy places the organism in Eukaryota, Metazoa, Arthropoda, Insecta, Hymenoptera, Braconidae. The transcript is spliced from 3 exons. Bases 218 to 655 code for a protein of 145 amino acids. Gene Ontology annotation, cellular component: cytoplasm. The record is from RefSeq and is a predicted model, not a curated record.
GUCAAAAGUGUCCGUUUUGCCCCAACCUCCCCUACUUGGCAACAGUAUUUUUUUCUCAGUUUAAAGUCCAAUUAUUCUUCUGUCGGUUCGACUUCGACAAAAAGAGUCCACCACGCGGUCCCUUGUCGCGUGUCGCGCUCCCUCUCAUUUCGACUCCUCGUUGAUCCCAGUAAUUUAUCAAUUUUUAUCGCUAAUUUGAAUUAACGAACACCUAAAAAUGGUGGAAGAACAGAGAAGACGAGUGGAGGACCAGAUGACGAAAAUUGUGGAGGAAAUUGACAAGAAUUACUUGAGGGGAUUGCAAGGAGAUAUGCACAGAUGUGCGGCCAAUUGCUGUGACAACAAAACCGCAAGUGUUCAAAAAAUUCACCACUGCAUCGAAAACUGCAGUGGAUCAUUGACGAAAGCCCAGCAGUACGUGAAUUCCGAAUUUGAGAGAGUUCAGCACCGAUUACAAAGGUGUGUCAUGGACUGCAACGAUCACAUAAAAGACAAAAUGGGCCCCAACCCCACGCAAGAUGAAGUUAACCGUUUGACAGAUGAUUUUGAAAAGUGCGCGACAAAAUGUGUUGAUACGUAUUGCGAUUUGCUUCCAUCGUUGGAAAAAACAAUGAAAAAAGUGCUUGCGAGCGGAAGAUUCGAUCAAUCAUUGUAAGCCAAAUCGAAAAUUUUCAUUGUCAUCAACAAUGACAAAGAAAAUCAUAAUUUCAUUGCACUCAAGAUGAAAUUGCCGUCGAAUUUGGGUGUUGGAAUGAAAAUGCAAUAGCGAAGAGGUAAAACUAAACAAGUCAAGUAUAUUUUUGUCGAUUGUAACGAGCGAAUUAGAGACAAACGAUCACGAGAUCUUUUGGAUAGCUGCAUAAGCUCCACAUCAAAAGGUCUCUCGACAUUUUUUCGAAAGUGCAUCGUUAUCGGGACCCGUAGACCAGUUUAUUCUCUGCAAGAACCAGAAAGCAUGAUCUCGCGUUACGAAUAUGGACCUUGUUAAAGGUUUUACGAAUUUUUCAUGU